Leptinotarsa decemlineata (Colorado potato beetle) is the source of this 2856-nucleotide messenger RNA. RefSeq names its product conserved oligomeric Golgi complex subunit 1 (gene Cog1). Gene Ontology annotation, cellular component: Golgi apparatus; COG complex. NCBI's taxonomy places the organism in Eukaryota, Metazoa, Arthropoda, Insecta, Coleoptera, Chrysomelidae. Gene Ontology annotation, biological process: intra-Golgi vesicle-mediated transport. The record is from RefSeq and is a predicted model, not a curated record.
CUGUAAAUUUGUGACGUAUCAAAAGGUUGACAUUUUUAGGUUAUUCAAAAAUAUAAUAUUGGAAAAUGUCUAGAAAUAACAAUUUAUUGGAAUUAGACAUUGAUAAACUAUUUGAAGACCGCAGCGUUGAUGAAAUUAUUGAAAUUCAAAAGUUACUGGAUCUAGAAAUUGAAAGAAAGCGAAAUGAACUCAGGUCUAUGGUUGGAGACCGUUAUAAAGAUGUAUUAGCAGCCUCAGAUGCUAUCAAAUCUAUGAAAAGUAUUUCCAAAGAAAUUGUUGAAAGUAUAGACAAAAUAACAAAUACAUGUGAACAACUUAUCAUCAGUCCUGCAAAUGCCGAUAUCAAGUCUAAUUAUCAACUGGAACAUAAAAAAGUUGAGGAACGAACUGUUAUAAUUCAGAUUAGACUUGCAAUAUUCAUUAAUGAACAGAUAUGGAUAGCACUAGAUGAAGAAAAUAACUUGAGAGCUGCUGAGUGUUACUUAUUAGCCCAACAUAUACAUACUGGGCUAAGCCUUUCCAAAAAGGAAUAUUUAGAUAAAGUUGCACUGUUAAAUCACAUAAAAUCAAACUUAGUUGUCUUGAGGUCUAAAAUUUUUCAGAAAAUUACAGACAAAUUAGAAUCUGUUGAAACAUCAGCACAGGAAACCAGCCAGAACUUAAAUGCUUUACUGUUGUUGGAGAACCAGAUUAGUAAUAAUCUGUUGAGUAUUUUUACUGAACAUCGUAAAACAGCCCUUAAUACUGUGAUGAACACUCCAUACUCUAAUGUUCGAAUGCAGGUUAGCUCCAUGGUCAAAUGCCUAAUGACAACUGUCCGCCUUUUACAUGACUGUUUCAUAGGUGCUCAGAAUGGUGAAAAGAGUUUAAUUUGGCAACAGUUACAAGAAAUUAUUGGUGAUUCAUCACCAACUACACUUUCAAAAUUAGAAUUGCCCGUUACUCCCUUGCAAACAUAUAUUCCAGAAAUCAUAAAGCAGUUUAGGCCAACCUGCAAAUUUUCCAACUCUUCGGAGACCUUAUUAAGAGAUGCAGAAACUGUUUUGAAAGUGUGGUUAGAGUCAACCCAGAAAAGUGUCGAAGUUGGUCUGAAGAAAUCUUUAGAGCUCAUACCAAAUGUAAAGGGUUUGCAUUUGACUAGGGAAGAGUCCCUCAAGAUAGAACCGCCAGACAACUGGGAACAAAUUUGUAAAGAAUCACAUUUACCUGAACAUUUCGAUAUCUGGUAUUUUUUUUUCCAAAAUUUAAUCACCGAAAGAUGUCGAAAUUUGAUUUCAAAGAAAAAGGCUCUUAUUAUUCAAGAGGUACAAAUUUGUAUAAGUAAUACUAUGGAGAAAGCAACUAAAUCUGAAAAAUCUGAGAGUGAUCUAAGAUAUUAUAUGUGGACUGAAGAUGCAAAUGAUAUUAGUAAAACUGAAAAUUCACAUGUUGGACUGUCGAUGAAAACCAAAGGAUAUUCUCCAAAUAUAGUUGAACUUUGUAGUACAUUGGAUAAAAAAUAUUUGGAGUUGUUGGAAGAUGUGUCACAAUAUUUGUAUGGAAAAGAAUUCAAUUUGGAAAUGAUUUUUCCAACAGUUUUGAAUGACUACAAAUUCAAGAGGAAAUCAGUAGAUAAGGUUCAAUUGGAAAAUCAUCUUCAGUCGGAGUGUUCAAAAACUUCCUUAGAGCUUUCACAAUUUGUGUCGAACUUAUUGAACAAAGAAACGGAGCACCUGAUUGCAAAAUCAAUAAUUUGUGCGAGAUUUUUGCAAGCCAUUAUAGAAUUAUGCCCAAACUUCCAUAAGUGUUGUACAUUUAAUAAUUCAGCAGAUGACUGGUUGAAAAUCUGUGAUAUAUUUACCAAAACAAGCCAUGUUUUAUGGCUGAAUUGGGUGAAAGACUCUGUUAAAAGAACGGAGAAAGAGUGUGAGAUACUGGAUGAUAUUUCACCUAGGAGUAUGCUCAAAAUGUUCACGAGAUGGGAUGAGAUAGAAAUCCAAGAACAAACUGAAGAAAAAGUAUUCAAAUCACAAAUAAGAGUGCCGUUGAAACCAAGUUUAUCUCUUAAUGAAGUGUUAUCAAAAAUGAAUGAUGACUUGUGUCACAUAUUACCUCACACUUUACCGAAACCAAUCCAUCUUCAGUUCAUUCAGGAUAAUGUUGGUGUCAUUUUUAGACAUUAUGAGAAAUUGUCAGAAAAAGAUCUGAAUCAAAAACAAGCCCUACAAUUUUUGUUCGAUAUGAAAUUCAUGACUACGUUUUGCAUUUCAAGAGACAAUGUUGAACUGGUCAGUUGUUCUCAAGACAUCUGUGAUAAACUUAGAAGUAAAAUAGACCCUUUUGAUUUGGAUGUCUUUUACUCAUUUCUACAGAAUAACGUGAAAAGGGCCAUAAUACAAUCACAGGUUAUUUUUGGUUGUCUUCUACCUUCUUCCACUCAGUUGGCCAGUUUAGGGGUUUUAGAAAAACAGAGAGAACAAGAUCUAAGUCCUUCUAUUAUAGCCUUGAGUAUUCCUUCAACGUCUUCUUGGUUUCCUCUACUGCCAGUUACGGCACCAUCACAAAAGAUGCCGGGGCAAUCUUUGAAGAAUGCCAAGAAUCACAGGAAUAAUUUCAGUUUAUAAAUGGAAGCCCCAAAGAAGUCAUCAAAAGUAACUCCAAAAAAGGCCCAAGACCCCACCAGUAUGAUGAAGCAGAGCGCAGCUUCCCUAUUUGGAGGUUUAACUACAGAUUGGUUUUCAUAACAUUACAGAUUAGUCAACUUGAUUAUUCCCAUCUAGUGAUACUGUAUAUAAGAUGAUAUAUAAUUUGUAUGUAAAAUUUUUUUACUUGUACAGUAUAUUUAUUUUAAGAGUAAACUUCAAUUUUAGAAAAUAA